Messenger RNA from Fulvia fulva, 885 nucleotides. RefSeq lists its product as uncharacterized. The coding region runs from base 1 to 885 and encodes 294 amino acids. NCBI's taxonomy places the organism in Eukaryota, Fungi, Ascomycota, Dothideomycetes, Mycosphaerellales, Mycosphaerellaceae. The record is from RefSeq and is a predicted model, not a curated record. The transcript is spliced from 2 exons.
AUGGCUUUCAAGUUUCCCACUGUCUUCCUCGGCGAACGUUCAGACGGCAGCAACCAUUACCCCAAGGGUGGACAGAUGCCACCCCCUAACGGUCCACCAAAAGGCGGUCCCGCCUACAUCUGGACUCAUGACGCUGCCAGUUUCGAGGAAGAACUUGCAAAACUGAUCAAAAACGACAACAAUCUCCCCCCCGGCUCUCAGUAUGAGCUCAAACAGCUUCCUACUGGCUAUAACUACUGGUGGAGGAAAAAGAAUAACAAACAAAGAGAUAUUCACAUUUGGGGCCACCCCGAUGGCCUCGACUUUCUGUCCUUCAAAUCGUUCUAUGAGCAUUUCAAAAGCUUCAACAGACUGACUCUCAACACACGGUGCAUCUGCCGCAUCUGCAUGAGGGACUCCGAGCUCGACGCUGGGGUGUGGGCCGAACACCUGUUCCAGACGAUGGUGCCUCAUCUCCAUCGCACCAGCACAAAGUUGGCCACAGACUGGCAGGUGGCAGAUCUGUGCAUUGCCAUGACCAGUGUCAAGUACCUUAUCGUGAGGAAUCAGGUGGACGAAAUCUUCAAACUGAACUUAACGAAACCCAAGCGCAUGGCUCGCAUGCGGGAGAUCAUCGACAUGGCCAAUGGCCCCAACUUCGCGGCAGCCAUUGCUAAGACUGACGGUAAAUACCGCGUAGACAUUGCGAAAGAUCCGAAAGGAUUUGCUGAGAAGUUUGACGCCUUUCUGGACAGGCUCGAGGAGCAGAAGUUGCGACUUGAGGAAGGCGAGCCAUCUGACGACUUUGAAGUAGGUGGAGAGGAGAAGAAGGUUGUUGAGACUGAGGAUGGCUCUGAGCAGGAGCCUCGUAAUGAUGAUGAUGAUGAUGAGACGGAGGAGAAGUGA